AUUAAAACAGGGCCGGGCUUUUGCGGCCUUUUUGGCCUUUCGGGUUAGGUCUUAGGAUAGGUCCAUUUUUAUGAAGCGUGGUUUGAAGUGUUCAGUCUCAUAUUCAGACCCUAGCUACUUCCCUCCGGUUGCUCCAUUAAGCUAUAAUCAUGAGUAAGCUUCAGAGUGAGGCUGUGAGAGAAGCCAUCACUGGAAUUGCAAGUGAUGCCAAAGAGAAGAAUCGCAAGUUUACCGAGACAGUUGAGCUCCAGAUUGGGCUGAAGAAUUAUGAUCCUCAAAAGGACAAGCGUUUCAGUGGCUCUGUUAAGUUGCCACACAUCCCUCGUCCCAAGAUGAAGGUUUGCAUGCUUGGAGAUGCACAGCAUGUGGAAGAGGCUGAGAGGAUAGGAUUGCAAUGGAUGGAUGUAGAAGCUUUGAAGAAACUCAACAAGAACAAGAAGUUGGUUAAGAAGCUUGCAAAGAAGUAUCACGCUUUCCUUGCAUCUGAAGCUGUUAUUAAGCAGAUUCCCCGUUUGCUCGGUCCUGGUCUUAACAAGGCAGGUAAGUUUCCAACACUUGUCACCCACCAAGAGCCCCUUGAGAACAAAGUUAAUGAGAUCAAGGCAACCGUGAAGUUUCAGCUUAAGAAAGUUCUGUGCAUGGGAGUUGCUGUUGGUAACUUGAGUAUGGAAGAGAAGCAGAUUUUCCAAAAUGUGCAAAUGAGUGUUAACUUUCUGGUUUCACUGCUCAAGAAGAACUGGCAAAAUGUUCGGUGCUUAUACCUGAAGAGUUCCAUGGGAAAGCCAUACCGUAUCUUCUAAAUCAGUCCAUAUCACCAUCUUUUUGGCUGAAUUGCAUUUAGGAGUUGAAGUUUGUUGGCUACUGUGUACUAUUAGUACAAUCGUAAUUGGUGUGAGCUUUAAUAUACCAGGGAUGAUUAUCUUGAACGAUAUGGCUACAAAGUUUCUAGUUAGUUUUAUUGUUAUCGAUGACUUCAUUGUCAUAUACUUGUAUGGUAUUUUAUCCCUAUGGGGUAAUUUUGAAUUUUUGAGAGUGAUAUCCUUAGAGAAGAUUUUUGGCCA
Messenger RNA from Spinacia oleracea (spinach), 1061 nucleotides. Its product is annotated as 60S ribosomal protein L10a. Gene Ontology annotation, cellular component: large ribosomal subunit. The transcript has 6 exons. Lineage: Eukaryota; Viridiplantae; Streptophyta; Magnoliopsida; Caryophyllales; Amaranthaceae. The coding region runs from base 150 to 800 and encodes 216 amino acids. Gene Ontology annotation, biological process: translation. Gene Ontology annotation, molecular function: structural constituent of ribosome; RNA binding. The record is from RefSeq and is a predicted model, not a curated record.